This is a messenger RNA of Camelina sativa (false flax), 5523 nucleotides long. The record is from RefSeq and is a predicted model, not a curated record. NCBI's taxonomy places the organism in Eukaryota, Viridiplantae, Streptophyta, Magnoliopsida, Brassicales, Brassicaceae.
AUGGAUCAAGCGUUGAUGGCGAUGUCCUUAGAAGAGGAGGAUAUACCGUUUACUCUCCCAGAUCUGCCAGAGUUCAGCUCUUGUGAAAGGAAUUAUCUUAGUCUGAUCGGAAGAAUUCUAAAUCCGAAGUGCCAAUCAGUAUCUGGAGUAGUAUUCGAUAUGCCAAGAAAAUGGCAGAAGGGUGAUAGAAUUAGAGGAAUUGCGCUGUCAAAGGAAAGAUUUCAGUUUAUCUUCCAGAAUGAACAUGAUCUAGAAGAUGUUUUGAAUAAGGGAUUUCAGACAUAUAACGACUGGGGUCUGAUAAUGGAGAGAUGGACCGAACAUCCUGCAGCAGAUUCACUUCAGUUUACUACUCUUUGGGUGCAGAUCCGGAAUAUCCCCAUUAACCAUUAUACGGCUCCUGCGAUUACGGCAAUUGGAGAGUUAGCUGGUCAAGUACUUCACGUAGCAUUUGAUCCGUCGCGAGCUCAAGGCAAAGAGUAUGUUAGAGUUCAAAUUCGUUUUGAUGUCUCCAAGCCUCUAAGGAAAUCAAAGGUGAUAGGUCUUCCCAACAAUAAAUCAGUAGAAAUCUUCUUUAACUACGAGAAAGUUCAAAAGAGAUGCUUUAAGUGCCAACGCUUAUCUCAUGAAGUUGACUUCUGUCCUAUUCUGAUAAAGAACCGAGAAGACACUGUGCUGGCUAGAAGAAUGGGAAUGGCCACUCCAAAGGCAAAUUCCCUUACUAUUCUUAAAGAAGCAGACCCACUGUUCAGUGUCUUAAGAGAAGAUCAAGUGGGCAUAAACCCCCUUUCUGGACGUCCCAGGAUUGCCCCAGAAGUGCUGGAAGGCAUGAGGCAAUAUCUCAUGUCUGCUAAUGGAGAAGAAAGAUCAUUUAAGGAAGAUAGAGUCAGGAAAACGGUUUGUGAAGCAGAAAAAUCCCCUUUCACCCAGAAAUCUACUCUCAGUCUAGAACCAAUUCCAAUCAUCUCCCAUAAUGUGGAUAUUGGUAAAGGUAGAACCUUUGGAUAUGAUUCUGCUGAAUCUUCAUCAAAAACAAUGCUGAUACAUGAAGAUGAGUCACCUACAGAGGUGUCGGCUCAGAGGAUUGUUGGUUUUUCAGGAAGGAAAGCUUACUCUGUUUCAGAUUCUAUUGAUUAUUAUAAUCAGGAUGCUACUGGUGUUUCUGUUCCCUUCUUGGCUAGUUCUUCGGUGAAUAGGAUAGGUUUCUCUGAAACUAGUCCUUCCGGCUCUAGCCAAAAGAAACAGAAACCAAGAAAGAGGCAGCAAAAAAGAGCAAGAUUACUAAAAGGCAAAGAUCUGUCAAAAUCGAUUGGGGAGGGCGUGAAGUCCAUUGGUCUGACUAUUGGAAAAGUGGAAAAGAGGAAAGCAAGGGAGGAUUUGGAUGGUGAACCCAGUGCUGUUAAGGCAAAAUCACUAAUGGGAUUGGGGCGGCCUCAAGAUCUGACAAUUCCUCGUCUCAUGGAAUUGCGUAAAAAACACUUUCCUGAGAUAAUGUUCUUGAUGGAAACGAUGAACUGUAAGGAUGUUAUUGUAGAUAUUCAAGUCUGGCUUGGUUAUGAGAAUGUAUAUGCUGUGGACCCUGUUGGAACCUGUGGUGGGUUAGCUUUGUUUUGGAAAAAGAGUGUAGAUAUAUCGGUGUACUAUGAGGAUAAGAAUCUAUUAGACUUAGCUGUACAGUUUGGAGAGUAUAGUUCUUUCCUUACCUGCGUUUAUGGGAAUCCCAAUUUCUGUUAUAGAUACCAAGUUUGGGAAAGACUGACAAGAUUUGGGUUAUCUAGAAAAGGAAACUGGUGUAUGAUUGGGGAUUUCAACGAGAUUUUAAACAAUGAAGAAAAACUCGGUGGUCCAAGAAGAAGUGAUAACUCUUUUCUACCAUUCUCUACCAUGCUUAAAGACUGUGGAAUGUCGGAGCUUCCUAGUUCUGGCAAUGGAUUCACUUGGGGAGGGCGUAGGGGAACCCACUGGAUACAAAGUAAGUUGGAUAGAUGCUUCGCUAAUAAGGACUGGGUGUCGUGUUUCCCUGCGGCUAAUCAAGCUUUUCUCCCCAAAAGAGGAUCUGACCACAGACCAAUAUUGGUAAGUCUUGUCUCUUCGCAAGAUUUAUACAGAGGAUCUUUUAGAUUUGACAAGAGAUUGCUACACAAGCCAGGAGUUAAAGAAGCGAUAAGCAUGGUAUGGAGGCAAUCUGCUAUUUCGGCUCCAGCUCCAGUUUCGCAGAGAAUUAGAGACUGUAGAAGAGUGCUUAGUAAGUGGAAGAAGGAGAAUGAGAUGAACUCAAAAGUUAAAAUCAUUGCCAUCCAAAACGAAUUGGAAUUGGUUCAGUCUUCUUCAGAUCCUUCUGCAUCCAGAUUAAGAUCUUUGAAAAACAAGUUGGUUGAAGCGAAUAAGGAAGAGGAAUCUCACUGGCAACAAAAGAGUAGAGACAAAUGGAUGCUUGAAGGAGACAGAAACACCAAAUUCUUCCAUGCUUCAGUUAAAAACUUGAGAUCUAAGAAUGGUUUGGAUAAGCUCCAAGAUCCAAAUGGCAUAGUGCACAGAUCAGAAGCCUCCAAAGGUGAAGUGGCGGCCAGUUAUUUUCAGAACCUCUUCUCCACUUCUUCUCCGGUCGAUAUUCAAGCAAUGCUAGAAGGUGUUACUCCCAGAGUUACUGAUGUGAUGAAUCAAUCGUUACUAGCUAAAGUAUCCAAAGAGGAAGUUAAAAAUGCAGUUUUCUCUAUCAAUCCAUCUAAAGCUCCUGGGGCUGAUGGGAUGACUGGUAUGUUUUUUCAACAAUACUGGGAUAUUGUCGGUCAUCAAGUCACUUCUGAGGUGUUGGCUUUCUUUGAUUCGGGUAUCUUUCCAAAAGAAUGGAACUUCACUCAGUUGUGCCUCAUACCAAAAAAGGUAAACUCUUCUCUAAUGAGUGAUCUAAGACCAAUUAGCCUCUGUUCUGUACUGUAUAAAGUGGUGGCCAAGAUUAUCAUGUCAAGACUCCAACCCCUUCUUUCUGAGAUAGUGUCGCCUAAUCAGUCUGCUUUUAUCCCGGAAAGGCUCAUCUCAGAUAAUAUUCUUAUUGCUCAUGAAGCCAUUCAUGGAUUGAGGACAGACAAAGUUAUCGCGAAGGAGUUUAUGGCUGUCAAAACCGAUAUGUCCAAAGCAUAUGAUAGAAUGGAGUGGAGUUACUUAGAAGCUUUGAUGUUGGGUCUCGGGUUUCAUCAACGGUGGGUGCAAUUGGUUAUGUUCUGUGUGACUUCAGUCACUUAUACUGUUUUGAUAAAUGGACAGCCUUUUGGUAUUAUCAAUCCUCAGAGAGGACUUAGACAGGGGGAUCCCUUAUCCCCUGCCCUGUUUGUGUUGUGUGCAGAAGGACUUACUCAUCUUCUCAACAAAGCGGAAUCAGAGGGUAAGAUUUAUGGUAUCCAAUUUUCGACAGAAGGUCCGGCUAUCCAUCACUUGCUAUUCGCAGACGACAGUCUGUUUAUGAUCAAAGCUUCAGAGGAUCAAGGUUGUGCCCUUCAAAAGAUCCUUUCUGAUUAUGGGGAGGUAACAGGACAAUUGAUUAAUCUGGAAAAGUCAUCAAUCACUUUUGGAGCCCAGGUAGAGCAGUCUUUAAAGACAAUGAUUGCAACUAGGUUGGGGAUUUUUAAAGAAGGAGGAGCAGGUACCUAUCUUGGCCUACCUGAGUGCUUUAGUGGAUCCAAAGUGGAGAUGUUAAGCUACAUUCAUGAUAGAAUGAAAGGUAGAAUGUCCGGUUGGUUUGCAAGGACCUUGUCCCAAGGAGGAAAAGAGAUUCUGCUCAAGUCGGUGGCUAUGGCAAUGCCAGUGUUCGCUAUGACCUGCUUCAAGCUCCCAAAGAAAACUUGUGAGAAUUUAUCUUCAGCUAUGUCAGCAUUUUGGUGGGAUUCAACAGAAAAUAAAAAGAAAAUGCAUUGGAUUUCAUGGGAAAAGCUUUGCUUACCAAAACAUGCGGGCGGACUGGGGUUCAAAGAUAUCCAAAUAUUCAAUCAGGCUCUUUUGUCUAAACAAGCUUGGAGAGUGCUGCAAGACAAGGAUUGCUUAUUUGCACGUUUUUUCAAAAGCAGGUAUUUUCCUGAUAGCGAUUUCCUUAGUGCAACUCUUGGCUAUAGACCCUCCUAUGCAUGGAGAAGUAUCCUUCAUGGAAGGGAUCUUCUAAAAAGAGGGCUCAGACAGAUGAUAGGAGAUGGAGCCUCAACCUUUGUAUGGUCAUCUAGGUGGGUGCUAGAUGGGAUCAUGAGAGCCCCUCUUAUGAAAAACAUUCUGUUUGAUCUGGAUCUUAUGGUGAAGGAUUUACUGGAUACCACUACUCAAUCUUGGGACUUGGCUAAGUUGCAAUAUCACUUUUACCCUAGGGAUGUGGAGCUAAUUCUCAAGAUCAAACCUGUUAUGUCUUCAGAGGAUUAUCUGAUUUGGGAACACACUAAGAGUGGUGCGUAUUCUGUCAAGUCUGGUUACUGGGCAGCUUAUCAGAGAGAAAAGAUUGAUCUACUAACAGAAGCUUUGAUGCAACCCUCAGUUUUACCCAUCAAGAAUCAGAUUUGGAAGAUCAGCACUGCUACCAAAAUCCGUAAUUUCUUGUGGAAAGUAGUGAGUGGAGCUAUUCCUGUUGCUGAUAAAAUGUUAUCGAGAGGGAUGAAGGUUGAUUCUAGAUGUCAAAGCUGUGGUUUGGAAGGGGAAUCAGUCAAUCAUGUACUAUUUUCUUGCACAGUUGCUAGACAGGUUUGGGCUAUGUUUAAUUUUCCUGUCCCAUGCAAUGGGUUUGAUUCUGAAUCAGUUUUCCAAAACAUCUAUUAUCUACUGUUGGUGAGCAAAAAUUCGAAAUAUCCUGUGGAAGUUAGAACAGCCUUCCCAUGGGUUUUAUGGCAGCUUUGGAAAAACAGGAACUUAUUCUCAUUUGAAGGCAGAAGUUUUUGUGCUUCUAGAACAAUAGCCAAGAUUAGAGAUAAUGCUUCCCAGUGGUUUCAUGUGCAGUCCUUAACCGCUGCAGAUGCGAUAAUUGAGAGGUCGAAAGCGGAUUUGGGGAAAAAAGGUUGGUAUCCUCCGGUCCAAGGAUGGAAAAAAUGCAACCUAGGAUCUUCAUGGGAUAAAGAAACGAGUACAGGAGGAGCUGCUUGGGUUUUAAGAAACAAGAAAGGGGAAACUCUUAUGCAUAGUCGAAGAUCCUUUGCUUCAGUUUUUAGCAAGAUGGAUGCUAGUCUUCUAUGUUGGUUAUGGGCAAUUGAAAGUAUGAAAAGUCUAAACUUUGAUAAGAUUGUUUUCGCUUCUGAGGAUUCGGCUCUUAUGGGAGCUAUUCAAAGACCUCCAGCUUGGCCUUCUUUCAAGUUUCAGUCACGCUCUGUAGGUAAUGCCCUGGGAAGUUUUUUGCAGUGGAAAAUAUGGUUAGAAGAAAGAAGCUCUAACCUUGUCACUCAUUUAAUCGCAAAGAGUGUUACAAGAGAGGAUCGCCGUCAAUCUUAUGUAGCAAUCGGAUAUCCUUUUUGGCUUCAUAACCUUUUUGUCUCUAAUUGUGCUUUUAUUCGUUUAUAG